GAAACUUUUCCUUCCCGAGAUCUUCUCCCGUCUCUUUUCCCUGUCGCUGCCGCCUAAGCGAGCUCCCCACCGCCGGUAAUGGCGGAACCGGCAAACAGCGAGAAGCUAACGCAGUUUCUAAAGUAUGGCGUCUAUCACCUCGAAAGCUCGAACGCCGUUUUCAUCGACCCCGUCCGGGCGCUGAACCGCUCCUACUCGCUAUUCAAGGUCUCUCCUUUGAGGUAUUACUCUCGGUUCUUCGAACACAAGCCGUUGGGUACAACUGCAACCGGCACCUGUUCCAAUUCUCGUAAGCGGAAGCGGAAGGAGAAGCGGCCUCCUCUCGCUCUCAAUGAACGAGAACGAGCUGCCGAUCACCGUCACCAGGAAGUGAGACCUUUCCUGUUGAAGGCCCACGAAUCGUUGCUCAGAACUGAUGAACUCUUGUCAGUUUUGCCGAAUUUGAGGAGCGGCGAGGCUGCUCCGGCAGGAAACGAUGAAUCUGAGCUUCCUCAGCAGUCAUUUAUAGAGCUUGGGCGGCUGUGGCAAGCUUCCAUGUACGAGAUAUCUCUCAAUUUCCCUCAUUCUAGGGAACAAACUCGUGACGAAGGUUGUCAAAGGCUGCUCCCUAUAUUUGAUAACUUGGUCGCUAAUGACAUGGACGACGAUGUGGAGGCAGAAUUCCUUGGUAGCCGGUACAUUAUCCCGAGAGACAGCUGCUUCUACAUGUCUGAUCUGAAGCAUAUCAAAAACCUGGUUCCUGGUGAGGAUUCCUGUGGGUUCCAUCUUAUUGUAAUAGAUCCACCUUGGGAAAAUGGGAGUGCUCAGCAGAAAUCGAGAUACCCAACUUUGCCAAAUAGAUACUUCUUAUCCAUUCCUAUUAAGCAACUAGCCCAUGAAGAAGGUGCUCUUGUGGCUUUAUGGGUGACCAAUAGGGAAAAACUGCGAACAUUUGUAGAGAAAGAGCUCUUUCCUUCCUGGGGAGUCAGACAUGUAGCGACUUUUCACUGGUUAAAGGUGAAAGCAGAUGGCUCAUUGAUAUGUGACCUUGACCUCUUUCAUCAUAGACCAUACGAAAGCCUUCUCCUGGGCUAUUGUGAUGGCAAGAUAGUAGAUUCUGAAAAGCUGCCAAAAGGGAGAGAUAUACAUGAUAACCAAGUAAUGAUAAGUGUGCCUGGGGAUUACUCAAGGAAGCCUCCUAUUGAAGAUUUGGUGCUGGAGCUUGUCCCAGGGCUCAAGCCACCACGAUGUAUUGAACUAUUUGCCAGAGAAAUGAGAGCUGGGUGGCUCUCCUGGGGGAAUGAACCGCUCUACUUUCAAGAGUCGAGAUACUUUAUGUCAUGAAGUGGAUAAAAAACUAACAAUCAACACAUCAUCAUACUUCGCCCUGCUUCUCUGAAGCCUUUAGUGGAGCCAGACCUGUCCUUCCAUUGUUGUUCCCUGUCGCGCUCAGGAAUGAACUACUAAGAUAGGUGGGGCUUUUGAGUACGAGGUUUCCUCCUGCCAUGUUGCUUAACUGUUGUGUUUAAUGUCUCAAGCAGAAGUAGAACGGGCAUCUUAGUAAAUCGAGAAUGGAUAGUCUUGUGAGAUGACUUGGGAAGUUGGAACAAGAAAAAGAUUGCAGUCACGUAUGUGGUCAUUCACGUCACUCAGCAAUGGCAAACCAAGCUGCGCACUUCUCAGAAAUUCGAUCCCAUAGCUCUUGCAUGAUUGGAACCAUAUCUGAAGAGUGGACGCCCUGCUACUAUUGUGUUUGGUGGAAGUAGUACAUCAAAUGCGAAGAGAUCGUGAAACGCAUCCUAGCCCAUCAUCAAGUGAAUGUAGCCCUGGCACAGCCUUGCUUCUAAAUGGAACGAUCCGAUUCGUAACAUUUUAUCCCAUUUUUUCUGCCAAUUCUCAUGUACUAAAAUUUUGUAACACCCUAUACUAUGAUGGUCUUGCUGCUACUAAGAAAGCAAAGGAUGGAUUUUGGAUUAUGUUAUAUUCUAUUGCACUUAGCAGCUUUCCCGCACGGGAAUGUUCA
Molecule: messenger RNA, 2002 nt
Organism: Punica granatum (pomegranate)
Lineage: Eukaryota; Viridiplantae; Streptophyta; Magnoliopsida; Myrtales; Lythraceae
Source: RefSeq, a predicted model, not a curated record